AAUUAAAUAAAAAAGAAUUACAAAACAGUAUAUAAAUAAUAAAAGAUAUAUUGUUAGAAAAAGUAAAUAUGCAGACAAGAAGGAAAUGUUCUCAAUCUUAUAAGACAAAAAUUACAAAAGGAAAUUCUAAUCUUAAAAAAGAAAAUUUAUCAAUACAAUAUAAAAAUUUACAAUCAAAGUUAGGAUUGAAAGAUCUACGUAUCAUCUUGCGUGAUAUUGCUGCAGACAAUUUAAUUCCAUCACAUCAGCAGUAUUUGAUUACUAAAAAAAUUGACUCAGCAAAGGCAAAUAAUAAAUGUAAAAUAAAUACAAAUAAAAAGACCAAUCCAAAGAAAGGAAAAUCUUCAGUUAAUGGUAAAAGAAAAUUAAUACGUUCUAAAGUUAAAUACUCUUCUAAAACUAUUAAAAAAAAAUCUUCCUCAAGAACUAUUAAACAACAUGGCUCAAAGAAAAAAAAAGAAACAAAAGAAAAAAUAAACAAACAAGUAAAUGUUGAUACAAAUCCAUCGUAUACAAAAGAACAAGAAACUUAUUUUGUUAAACCUUUAUUUUCUAUUGAUAAUGACAAUAUAGAAAAAUAUAAAUUAGAUAUAAAUGAUACUGUUGAAUAUACACAGAAACACAAAAAUACAGAUUUAUCUAUUGUUACCACAAAUUGUAAUACAAAUUUAUUGUCUGAUAUGUCUAAUGAAAAAGUAUCAAUAUCUUAUAUACAUAUUAAGAAUGAAUUAAAGAAGCAAGAUUUAAAUUCCAAAAAAAAUCCUGAGAUUGAUUUUAUUAAUAAUCAAAAUUUAAAAGAUAAAUGUUUGGAUGAGAAAAUGCAUAGAAAAUUUUCAGAAGAAAUGCAAAUUGUUCCAUGGACCUCACAAGACAUAAAAAAAAUGGAUGUUCAAAAUUCUGAAAAAAAGAAAAUAUUACCAAAAAUAAUAAAUAAUAUUCUAAUUAAAAAUAUAAUAAUAUUAGUAAAGGAACGUGAUAAUAAUAGUACACAGAUAUCAAAUAAUUCACAGCAUAUGAAUUAUUCUACAGGAAUAGUAUCAAAAGUAGACAUUAAUGAGAGUUCCUUGAUUGAAGUAUCUAAUAGAGUAGCCGAGCUGACAGUAGAUAAUGUACAUAAGUUUAUUGAAAAUCACGAACAGAGUUAUUUGUUGCAACUAAUUAAUAAUUCAUCAAAUGUAACUGAUAUAAAUGUCUGUAACUCAGUUAAUGAUAAGUAUACUAAUACAAUGUUACAAAUUAAAAAAGAUGAUAGAUCUGUUUCUCAUAAAAAAAGAAACUGGUUUGGGCAAAAUGAAGAAAUGCUAUUGAAUAAGACUGGUAAUAAAAAAUUUAAACUCGAUAGGACAUAUAUACAACAAAAAAGUUUCAGUAUGAAAAAUAAUUUUCUAUUUAACAGUAAUAACUCUAAUUCAUUUUCCAAAUGUGAUAACGUAAAUGUAACUGAUAAUAAUGUGUUACAAAAUACAGAUAAUCAUAUAACUUUGAAUUCUAAUAAUGAUACUAAUAGUAAUACUUCAUAUAAAAUACAAAUUAUGCAAGAAUCAAUGAAGGCUGGUUUUGAUACAAAGAAGGAUGUUUCUAAUAGUUCAUACACAAUAUUUGAUUUAGAUAAUGAAAAGAAUGAAUCGAUACCAACGAAAGAAUAUAGUACAAAUACAGAAAAUACUAAUGAAGACAAUUUGAAUGAAGAUAGAAUAUCAGCUUGUAGCAUACAACUAAAUGACCAAAAGCAAGUAGAAAAUAGAACACAAGGUGAUAGUAGUGACGAUGAUUGUAUUUCCUUAUAUGCCGAAACAUUCACAUCUCGAGAUGAGACUUUUAUAUUAAAUAAUGAGACUGAAGCAAUGACUGAUUGUAAAAUGAUAAAGAAAGAUCAGAAUACUUUUGGUACAAAUAUACAACAUAAUAUUUUAAAAUGCACUAAAACAUUUGAUACUAUUGCAGAACCAGAUAUUUCAAUAAAUAAAGAAUUUUCAAAUUCGGAGGACAUAAUAAAAUAUGACAAUAUACAAAGAAGUCAUAUUUCUUCUACGGAAAUAUUACUUGCUAAUUCUAAAACUAUUACUUCUAUUGAUUCUGUUUCAGUAAAUAAUAACAAAGACUCGCUUCUUAAUAGUAAUUGUAAUGCAUACAAUGCUAAUAUUGUUUCUAAUGAUAAAACUGUAAUUCAACAUAUUGAGAAAAUACAACCAUGGAAAUAUAAGAUAUAUAUAAAGGGAUAUUGUUAUGGAAUGAUAAAAAAUGGUCUUUGCUUUAAAAAGAAGUGUUAUUACGAACAUGAUUUACAAAAAUUAAUUAAUAAAAUUAUUUAUAAAUAUAAACAACAUCUUACGGAUAUAAUAGAUUAUUUAUGGUCUUUGGGACAUAUAUAUCUUGUAGAAAUACUAUAUAUUCGUAUUGUAGAAGAGCUUGAUAUAACUUCUAUUAUGAAUAUAUAUGAAAAGUUUUAUUUACAAAAAAAAGUACAUUUACAAGUUAUUUCUGCUACUAUAAGAGCAUUCUUGAAUAAAGGAAUGAAUCCAAGUCAUGUAAUGUUUACGUAA
Molecule: messenger RNA, 2543 nt
Organism: Vespa velutina
Lineage: Eukaryota; Metazoa; Arthropoda; Insecta; Hymenoptera; Vespidae
Exons: 4
Coding region: 69-2543 (824 amino acids)
Source: RefSeq, a predicted model, not a curated record